CUCUGGAGUUUCAGGAUCGAUUCGAUAAAUGUGCUCGACACUUGAAUUAGGGCUCAACAAUUUCAUCAAUCUUACCAGUUUUGCAGUGAAAGCAAGGAGUUUGACACCUAGGGCAUUUUCCCCUUUGACGGUCGCAGUAAUGGGAUCUAAGGGGCUCCUUUCAAACUCAUCUGUGUCGGCUUCAUCAACUGUUGAGGGAAAGACAGAUAAGAAGCUCAAGGGAUUAGCUAGUGUAGACUUAAAUUCUGAUGAGGGUGAAGUUAAGGGGAAUGCUGGGAAAGGUAAAGUGGCUGAUCAGGGCAAGAAUGAUAAUAAAGAACAAGGUUUGGUGGGUACCAAUCAAAAUUCCAGAGAGUGUGUUUUUAAGGAGAUCAUGAAUGAUCCUGGCAGAAUCAACGCAGUGAUGGUUCAACAACUCAAGGCUGCAUCGCGGCAUGUACAAAUUUUGAGGAUAAACAUAAAAAGAUAUAUAUGGAUUCUGUUUUAGGUGUUUGUGUUCUCGUAUCAUAAGUUUUUAGCUUUAAUGUAUCAUUUCAUGAACACAAAGUAGGGCACUGUGCACAUAUCCUAAAUUCUUGAAGGCCAUUGAUGAUAAAGAGAAUAAACCACAAAGAAGCUGUGCAAUAAAAAACAGUAGGCAUG
This is a messenger RNA of Rubroshorea leprosula, 642 nucleotides long. The record is from the annotation of a GenBank genome assembly. Lineage: Eukaryota; Viridiplantae; Streptophyta; Magnoliopsida; Malvales; Dipterocarpaceae.